Molecule: messenger RNA, 438 nt
Organism: Gongylonema pulchrum
Lineage: Eukaryota; Metazoa; Nematoda; Chromadorea; Rhabditida; Gongylonematidae
Source: the annotation of a GenBank genome assembly
UUCGAUAUCCUUGGCCGCAAAGAUCUUCCCGAAUUACUUUAUCUUUUCGCUGUUGGACUUUUUCCGCUCAUGGAGCACUGCGGAAUAAAGGUGAAGUCGGAGUUGCUGAAUAUAUUCGAGCAGUAUCUUCUGCCUUUGGGUGUCGAAUUGAAGCCGGCACUUCCAGGAUUCAUUACAGGCGUUUUGCUGGGCCUCGAAGAAGGAACCGAAUUUUUCGAUCGGUCUUUUUCUCUGCUAGAUCGAGUGCAGGAAAGUGUCGGCUCGGAAGCAUUCUUCGGAUGCCUUUGGGAAGCAGUACUUGGAUCACCGUCUGUUCGGCUUCCGGCACUAAUGUAUGUUAAUGCGAAGUUUAAUCGUCGGAAAAGUAUGCACGAUCAGGAGUAUAUUAUGGGCAGUGAUAUCGAUCAUAUGGUACUCGCUUUAUUGUUUUUCCAGUAA